Molecule: messenger RNA, 796 nt
Organism: Haliotis rubra (blacklip abalone)
Lineage: Eukaryota; Metazoa; Mollusca; Gastropoda; Lepetellida; Haliotidae
Exons: 3
Coding region: 79-720 (213 amino acids)
Source: RefSeq, a predicted model, not a curated record
ACGCAUAACACCCUCCAUACAGGACGUUGUUACAGUGGCGAGUUCAGAUGUAGCAACGGCAGGUGUAUCGACAGCAGCAUGUACUGCAACAGCUACAACAACUGUGGGGACAACAGCGACCACUGCGACAAUUCGGACGUGAACUACAGCUCGACUAUCUACAUGUCCGCUGCCAUCAUCCUAUGUCUGAUUCUGCUAAUUGUCAUCGUCGCCAUGUGCUGUUGCUGCGCCAAGUCGUCCCGGAAACGUCGCAGGAGACGGAGGAGUAGGUUAGCAAGACGUUCACGGCAACAGGCCCAGGAGCGGUGCGAAACGUAUGAUAACCCUGCUGGAGUUUUCACCCUCAAUGACCUCCCCCCGUACGUAGACAUCCCCUCCUACCCUCCCCCGGCCUACUCCACGCUACCCCGGAUACACGCCCAGUCCGAGCGUAGCGGCACCACGGCGGAGGCAGCUUUUGACGGGACCGCAGUCCCUGUUGACGAAGUGACAACCAUACCUCGAGAUAUACCUGUGGAGGAGACUAGGACACCUGUAAACACACCUAAGGAGGGUACAGCUGCAUAUGCGUGUAAAUCUGAUGCCGCUGGAGACACAUCUGAAGGGGGAACCGAUACAUAUAAGUCCAUGUCUAGUGCACGUGGAGAAACACCUGAGGAUGGUACACCUGGACAAACACCCGAUAGGGAUAUAUCUAAUAGUACACCUGGAGGUACCUGAGGUACACCUGACGAUAAACCUUAUUAUGAAACAAAGACAUCUAGAUGAGACAUCUAAAUGAAAAUAUGCAGUGCAA